Hypomesus transpacificus is the source of this 1115-nucleotide messenger RNA. RefSeq names its product green-sensitive opsin-3. Gene Ontology annotation, biological process: visual perception; phototransduction; G protein-coupled receptor signaling pathway. The coding region runs from base 66 to 1115 and encodes 349 amino acids. The transcript is spliced from 5 exons. The record is from RefSeq and is a predicted model, not a curated record. Gene Ontology annotation, cellular component: photoreceptor outer segment; membrane. Gene Ontology annotation, molecular function: G protein-coupled receptor activity. NCBI's taxonomy places the organism in Eukaryota, Metazoa, Chordata, Actinopteri, Osmeriformes, Osmeridae.
GGAUUUACUCUGUCUGCAAUCUCAAACAAAGAGCUAAUAGUCAGAGAGGAUUGCACAACCUUAAAAUGAACGGCACGGAGGGAAACAACUUCUACGUCCCCAUGUCCAACAGGACCGGGCUGGUCAGGAGUCCUUUUGAAUAUACGCAGUAUUACUUGGCGGAGCCAUGGCAAUUCAAACUUCUUGCUUUCUACAUGUUUAUCCUGAUCUGUUUAGGCCUUCCCAUCAAUGGUCUCACAUUGGUGGUUACAGCUCAGCACAAGAAACUGCGGCAACCUCUUAACUUUAUCCUGGUUAACUUGGCUGUGGCUGGAAUGAUCAUGGUCUGCUUUGGUUUUACCAUUACCAUCACAUCUGCUCUUAAUGGUUACUUUGUCUUUGGGCCACUGGGCUGUGCCAUUGAAGGCUUCAUGGCGACUCUUGGAGGUCAAGUUGCAUUGUGGUCUUUGGUAGUGCUGGCCAUCGAGCGAUAUAUUGUGGUGUGCAAACCCAUGGGCAGCUUCAAGUUUGGAGGCAACCAUGCAUUUGCAGGAGUUGCAUUUACCUGGGUAAUGGCUGCUUCUUGUGCAGUUCCCCCACUUGUUGGCUGGUCCAGGUACAUUCCUGAGGGCAUGCAGUGCUCCUGUGGUCCUGACUACUACACCCUGAGCCCAGCCUACAACAACGAGUCCUAUGUCCUGUACAUGUUCAGCUGCCACUUCUGUGUUCCAGUCACCACAAUCUUCUUCACCUAUGGAAACCUUGUCUGCACAGUCAAAGCGGCAGCAGCUUCUCAGCAGGACUCAGCAUCCACUCAGAAAGCAGAGAGGGAAGUGACACGCAUGUGCAUUUUGAUGGUCUUGGGCUUCUUGAUUGCAUGGACACCCUAUGCCAGUGUUGCUGCUUGGAUCUUCUUCAACAAAGGAGCUGCCUUUUCUGCCCAGUUCAUGGCCGUACCAGCGUUCUUCUCCAAAAGCUCGGCCUUGUUCAACCCCAUUAUCUAUGUGCUGCUGAACAAACAGUUCCGUAACUGCAUGAUGACCACCGUCUUCUGUGGCAAGAACCCUCUUGGUGAUGAGGAGUCAUCUCAGGUGUCAACAAGCAAGACAGAAGUGUCCUCUGUGGCUCCGGCUUAA